Messenger RNA from Scophthalmus maximus (turbot), 779 nucleotides. RefSeq names its product claudin 10a (gene cldn10a). Lineage: Eukaryota; Metazoa; Chordata; Actinopteri; Pleuronectiformes; Scophthalmidae. The transcript is spliced from 5 exons. Gene Ontology annotation, cellular component: bicellular tight junction; plasma membrane. Gene Ontology annotation, molecular function: structural molecule activity. The record is from RefSeq and is a predicted model, not a curated record. Gene Ontology annotation, biological process: bicellular tight junction assembly; cell adhesion. The coding region runs from base 1 to 621 and encodes 206 amino acids.
AUGGGCAACAUGGCAACAGAGAUAGUCGCCUUCCUCCUGUCCGUCUCCGGCUGGAUCCUGGUGUCGUCCACCCUGCCAACAGACUACUGGAAGGUUUCCUCCGUGGACGGGACGGUUAUCACCACAGCCACCUUCUGGUCCAACCUGUGGAAAACCUGCGUCACCGAUUCCACCGGUGUGUCAAACUGCAAGGACUUUCCCUCGAUGCUGGCUCUGGACGCCUAUAUCCAGGUGUGUCGGGGUCUGAUGAUCGCCGCCGUGUGUCUGGGCUUCUUUGGUGCCGUCCUCGCCCUCGUGGGCAUGAAGUGCACGAAAAUAGGAGGCUCGGAGACCAUCAAAGCUCGACUCACCGUCCUGUCGGGCUUCCACUUCAUCCUCAGCGGCCUGUGCUGCAUGACUGCCUGCUCCAUAUACGCUCACAGGAUCACAACCGACUUCUUUGAUCCUCUCUUCGUCGCUCAGAAGUUUGAGCUGGGGGCAGCUCUCUUCAUCGGCUGGGCAGGAGCUGAAUAUUCCUACAGUGGAGCCGCAUCAUUCGUCACAGCUCGCCACAAGCGCAGCAGAGCGCCCACGGAACCGGCAGAGCGAUGCAGGCAGUUUGGACGGAACGCCUACGUGUGAAAUCAGUGUGGGAUUGAUAACAGAAAGUUUGUGGUCACACCAUCUCACCAGUGAAAGCGCCAACUUUAAGAGCAUUUGUGCCAGAACUCUAUGAACGUGGACAUUUUAUUCAUGCGACAGUUUACAUGAUGAGAACAUUUAUCUUUUUGAUUUUUUUU